Molecule: messenger RNA, 3464 nt
Organism: Balaenoptera acutorostrata (minke whale)
Lineage: Eukaryota; Metazoa; Chordata; Mammalia; Artiodactyla; Balaenopteridae
Gene: RCC1
Product: regulator of chromosome condensation 1
Exons: 12
Coding region: 1116-2489 (457 amino acids)
Cellular component (GO): cytoplasm
Molecular function (GO): guanyl-nucleotide exchange factor activity
Source: RefSeq, a predicted model, not a curated record
GUGAUUAGAUGCCUUCUUCGUCAGCGCUUUGUCUGGUAGUGGGUCCGCCACUCAGCCUUUUCUAUGGGGGGGUCAUACUAUUUAGAAUGAUUCUGAAUCUUCGGCGUCCAUGCUAACUACGCUUAACUCGCAAAAAUGGGGCCGGGUCGGGUGUGGGCGGGGGAGGCCUCGCUGGCCGCGGAUCUUGGCCGUAAGCAAGGGUCGCUAGCGCGGGAAUUCCCAGGCCUGCAGGGCGCGACCCUCCGUGCUCACAAGCUAAGUGCGCAUAGUCCGCCCUCAUUAUUGCCUGUUGCGCCAUUAUGCUGCUGCUUGGGAGGCGCGUUAGCGUCUUCAGUGGGGUUGAAUGUAGGCCAUUUUGUUCCCGAUUCGGAUUAUUAAUUCUGCUGCCAUUUAUUUUUUCUUUUGGGGCAAUUGUUUUAUUUCAGACGACCGAGUUAAAAGUAGGAGCCUUUAUUGGGGUUAUAACGGCUGUUUGUUAUUUGCUGUUUCUUUGGCAGCAAGCUAAUCGCCUGUUGGGAUUCCUAGAUGUUUUUGGAGUACCUGGUUGAAAAUUCAGAUUAUUGAUGUGUCUGCUGGUUAGUCUUGAGCGCAACUCUUGUUGACGCUCUGGGGUGAUUGGGAUCUACUCCCUUACAGAUAGCCCUGCGAAGUAGUUAUCAACUUGGUGAAGUUAAUUUAUAAAGUGUAGUGACCAACGUGGAUACCCCGGGCGGUCACUCUCCCCGGGCUCUGUCCUGGUGGCGUAGGGGAGCAUAGGGCUCUGCCCCAUGAUGUACAGUCCCUUUCCACAACGUUGGAGAUGAAGCCGGGCCUCGAGUCCGCGCCUGCAUAUUCCUACAGCUUCUCAGAGUCCUGUGGACAGUGACUGAGGAGACAAACCAUGCAGGAAACAACUCUCUAGAGCAGCCUGUCUGAAUCUAGGUUGAUCCGAAGUGAAUGGAAAAUUUGUUUUAAGCAGUUUGGGUGUAGUACUGGAUUAAAGCUCUUACCUGCCUUGUUUUGCAGCAUUCGUUUGGGAUUUCAAAUAAUUUGAUUCGGGGAGAGAAGAGGAGCCUUGCCUGACUUGUGCAGUUAACAAUGCUUUGUUUGGCAGGGAGAUUAGUAAAGACAGGAAGAUGCCACCCAAGCGUAUAACUAAGAGAAGGUCAUCCCCUGAAGAUGCCCUCCCCAAAAGCAAGAAGGUGAAGGACCCUCGUAACCAGGCAGCGAGGGCCGUUGCCUCCCGCCGUGUUCCAGGCGCCCGCUCCUGCCAAGGUGCCUGCGGGCUGAGCCCUCCCGACCAGAAAGCCCGACCAGUCUCACAUAGGUCCCACAACACAGAACCGGGUUUGGUGCUGACACUGGGCCAGGGCGACGUGGGCCAGCUGGGGCUGGGCGAGAAUGUGAUGGAGAGGAAGAAGCCAGCCCUGGUGCCCAUUCCAGAGGACAUCGUGCAGGCUGAGGCUGGGGGCAUGCACACUGUGUGUCUAAGCAAAAGUGGCCAGGUCUACUCCUUCGGCUGCAAUGAUGAGGGUGCCCUGGGAAGGGACACAUCAGUGGAGGGCUCAGAGAUGGUCCCUGGGAAAGUGGAACUGCAAGAGAAGGUGAUACAGGUGUCAGCAGGAGACAGUCACACGGCAGCCCUCACCGAGGAUGGCCGUGUCUUCCUCUGGGGCUCCUUCCGGGACAAUAAUGGUGUGAUCGGGCUCUUGGAACCCAUGAAAAAGAGCAUGGUGCCUGUGCAGGUGCAGCUGAGUACGCCCGUGGUGAAGGUGGCCUCAGGAAACGACCACUUGGUGAUGCUGACAGUUGAUGGCGACCUCUAUACUUUGGGCUGCGGGGAGCAGGGCCAACUGGGCCGCGUGCCUGAAUUAUUUGCUAAUCGUGGUGGCCGGCAGGGCCUCGAACGACUCCUGGUCCCCAAGUGUGUGAUGCUGAAAUCCAGGGGAAGCCGGGGCCAUGUCAGAUUCCAGGAUGCCUUCUGUGGUGCCUACUUCACCUUUGCCAUCUCCUCUGAGGGCCAUGUAUAUGGCUUUGGCCUCUCCAACUACCAUCAGCUAGGAACCCCAGGCACAGAAUCUUGCUUUGUACCUCAGAACCUGACAUCCUUCAAGAACUCCACGAAGUCCUGGGUGGGCUUCUCUGGUGGCCAGCACCAUACGGUCUGCAUGGAUUCGGAAGGCAGAGCAUACAGCCUGGGCCGGGCUGAGUAUGGGCGGCUGGGCCUUGGGGAAGGUGCCGAGGAGAAGAGCAUACCCACCCUCAUCUCCAGGCUGCCCGCCGUCUCCUCGGUGGCUUGUGGGGCCUCUGUGGGGUAUGCUGUGACCAAGGAUGGUCGUGUUUUUGCCUGGGGCAUGGGCACCAACUACCAGCUGGGCACAGGACAGGAAGAGGAUGCCUGGAGCCCCGUGGAGAUGACAGGCAAACAGUUGGAGAACCGUGUGGUCUUAUCUGUGUCCAGUGGGGGCCAGCACACAGUCUUACUAGUCAAGGACAAGGAACAGAGCUGAUGAAGCCUCUGAGGGCCUAGUUUCCGGCCCCCCCCCCACCUCCCUCCUGGAACAAGGAAGCCGUGAUGUCUACAUAUUCCAGCAGGCCUCUUCCAGCUCCAAGUACUCUGUCAUCUCCUGCCUUUUUCCCAUCAGCAGAAAAGAAUCCUUCUCUUUUUUUUCCCUCAUUUUCCGGAAUCAUCCUGGGACCUACAGGAUGAGGGUGGGAUAGAUGGAAGAGGGGAGGGGGUUUUAAUCAGAAGGAACAUUGCUGACCCCACAGCUAUGUGGUUAGACCUUUCCCCCUCAUCCCUACUUCCCAUGGUCCUGGCUGACCCUGGUUUUGCCUAUCAAAAACCAAAACUUCCUCCCCUGCGUGUUUGGUGCCCAUACUCUGAGAAGUCGGGACUCCAUCAAGCCCUGCUCUAGUCAUGUGCCACUCUUCCUGUCCUUCACAACCCACAGACAGACAGAUGGUACAGUCCUGAGACCCAGCUGUCAUGGACCUAUAACUGGAGAAGGGGCAGGGCUACCCAGCCAUGGGCAACCCCAAGCCAAAUAUUUGGCCCUGAACAGGUGCCCAUGGGGCAAAAAGAAAAACAGUGAUCCUCCGAUUGAUCAAGAAAAAAGCCAAUCAGCCUUUCUCCCAGAAGCACAAAGCAUUCUGCCCUUCAGGCCUUGUCUGCCCGAGUCUCACCCAUCCAACCUGCCUCACCUGCAGCCAGGGGCCUGAAAUCCAGAAAAGAAGCUAUGCCUGCAGGGCAGGACCUCGGGGAGAGGGGAAGGAGGGCUUUAUAAGCAAACUUACAGCAAUAUUGAGAGUGAAGGGAGGGCGGGGAAGAGGGUUGGAGGGGCAGAGACUGGUCCCCAGAAAGGGAAGCAGUAGCUUGUACAGUGGCUGAAAAAAUAGAAGAGUAUUGAUUUUUUUUUUUUAUGUAUUUUGAGGGGAGAGUGAAAUCUUUUAACACUUUGAAUAAAUUUAAGAGUUUUAUAAAA